Messenger RNA from Phoenix dactylifera (date palm), 1404 nucleotides. The record is from RefSeq and is a predicted model, not a curated record. Lineage: Eukaryota; Viridiplantae; Streptophyta; Magnoliopsida; Arecales; Arecaceae.
AGGACGAGGAUCUAUAACUUGUACCUUACUUGCAAUCAAGAUGCAUUAAUAUUCUAUGUGAACACCUUUUCUCUUUAGAUGGAAAGCAAUAAAUUAAACCUCAACAGGGUUGUGGAAACUUGAAUGGUCAAUGUGGCGAUCAUUGAUUUAGUUGAUCUAUAUAAUACAUGAUGAACAAACUUGCUCUAGAUAAUGACAACAUUAUAGUUCAAACAUUGCAUCUUUUCUUCGUUAUGAGCUGUACUCUUUAGAACGUGACUGUUGUAUUUAUUACUACAGGUGGAGGAGAAGAGAUGGGCUGCGAUAGGGUCGGGGAACUGCUGCAACUGCAAGGUGGUGGGCAGGAUAAUGGAGCAGGUGAGGGUAGAGACUGAGCAGUGGAGCGAGAUGCAAGGCAUGUUGGAUCAAGUUAGGGUGGAAAUGGAGGAGCUCCAGUCAUCCAGAGAACUCUGGCAACACCGUGCCAUUACCUCGGACAUUGAUAUGCGCUCCAUUCAAAGCCAAAUGCUGGAGUGGAAACAAAGAGCAUACGCCUCUGAGCACAAGGUGACUGAGCUACAGAAACAGAUGUCGGAGCUACAAAUCAAGCUCCAAUCAACAACGGUUGAGCUUUUUCAUCCUUCGACUUCAUCCACUGGAACCCGUUCAAAGACAUUGAAUCAAGAUUUCCAUAGGAUCAAACACCACCAACACAGAUUGCUGGAUUCGCAUAGGGAGAAAGGAAACAUGCCCUAGUCCGCCGCUUUAAGAAUUCACAGAAAAAUUUUCCCAGACGCUUGCCUUUGCAGGACAUAGGAAAUACAUCUAUGUUCCGCCCGUGAUAUCGAGCCUACAGUGUUAUAAAACAACUUCAAAGAGAAGCAAAAGAAACAUUGGUACAUCAACAUAUGGUCUUGGAAUUCCUCAAUGGCUCAAUUUUGCUUGUCAAAGGAGGUGGCAGUUACCACCAUAAUAUCAGAUAAGUGACUACAGGAAGGAACAUGAUGUAGCAGAGGAUUGAAAAGAUUAGUAUGUAUGAGAGCAGAUUUUUCUAGAGAGCAUGUAGCCUUCUGCUCAACGAAUGAAAGCAUUUGCUUCAAGGAGUAUGGCGUUUUAGUCUCUAAAGCAAGGAGGGAACAACAAGGAUAGAGAUAGUGGCUUAUUCACUAAAUUCUCUUGGGAAUUUGGAUCUCUAUGGAUUACUGAACAUAAUUCACUGCGAAAAUAGAGCUCAAGUCAAUGAUGUGUGUCUGUGAAAUGUAAAAAUAAACAUGGUAUGUUUUGCUAACUGGUGGGAGGUGGUUGAUGCUUAAUGGAGUUGUUGUAACAGCAUAACUGGGACAUUUGGAAUUGUUCAUUGAUGAGCUCUUCAUGUAGGCUAGAUGAGAAAUUUUCAAGGCUUGAGUUUAAAAGAUUACCUUAAAA